Lucilia sericata (common green bottle fly) is the source of this 878-nucleotide messenger RNA. RefSeq names its product peptidyl-prolyl cis-trans isomerase-like 3. The record is from RefSeq and is a predicted model, not a curated record. Gene Ontology annotation, biological process: protein peptidyl-prolyl isomerization. Gene Ontology annotation, cellular component: catalytic step 2 spliceosome. Gene Ontology annotation, molecular function: peptidyl-prolyl cis-trans isomerase activity. The transcript has 3 exons. The coding region runs from base 317 to 802 and encodes 161 amino acids. NCBI's taxonomy places the organism in Eukaryota, Metazoa, Arthropoda, Insecta, Diptera, Calliphoridae.
UUUUUGGAUUUUAAUUUUUCAUUAUGAUAAACAAAAUUGUUUCUCAGUGUAUUGAUUUUAAGUUAAAGAACCGUUAUUAUUAAUAUUUUAACCGAUCUGGCAGCUUCAUAGAAAAUAUCAAGCAUUUGCUUGACCGCAGUAUUCAGCAUAGUGUAAAAACGUCUUAAAUUCAAUUGACGACGUUUCUUUAUUUUACCCGUCAUUAAUGUGCUUAAAGACAAACGCCGUUAUAAAAUUUGUGCUGCACAGAUCUCUACCAUAAACGUAAACAUUAGAAUUCAUUAUUAUUGUGUGAUAAAAUCUAAAUAUUUAAAAAAUGUCGGUAACUUUACACACGGAUGUGGGUGACAUUAAAAUUGAACUUUUCUGCGAAGAUUGUCCCAAGGCAUGUGAGAAUUUUUUAGCCCUGUGCGCCAGUGAUUAUUAUAAUGGUUGUGCUUUUAUACGCAACAUUAAGGGAUUCAUUGUGCAGACCGGCGAUCCCACAAAUACAGGAAAAAAUGGUCAUUCCAUAUGGGGUCGCAAAUUCGAAGAUGAAUUUAAAGAAAAUCUAAAACACACUGAUCGCGGCAUGUUAUCUAUGGCAAAUAAUGGACCCAAUGCCAAUGCUAGCCAGUUUUUCAUUACCUAUGCUGCUCAACCAAAUUUAGAUUUGAAAUAUACACUAUUCGGUCGUGUUAUAGAUGGUUUCGAUGCCUUAGAUGAAUUAGAAAAACUACCGGUUAAUCCGAAAACCUAUCGUCCUCAUGUGGAGAAGAAAAUUAAUGGUGUUACAAUACAUGCAAAUCCUAUAGCGGGAUGAUUAUUAAUUAAUAAGCUUUAAAGUUUAGUAGAAUAUUUAUAUUAUUUUUUUUACAAAAAUAAAUGUUAAAAAAAAA